GUGGUGGAAAUGCCAUUGUGAUGACGUUUGGGGGAGGAGAGCGCAGAGCCGGUCGGCCAUUACACAGCUGAGUUUCGCUGGGAAGGUCGGGGGGAAGAGGAGCUACUGGCAGUGAAGGAAGAGUGCGGCUCAUCCCCUGCUACCCACCCGCUGGACCCAGGAACCAGAGCGCCUAAAGUCUUAGGGGACUUGAAAACGCCCGGACCAGUUUGAUUUCGCCGUUUCUGAGCCGAUUUCAGCUAUCUGUUCCGAAAGCCGAGGUGCCCCCCUUCGCACCGCUCUGCAAAGCUCCAGCUUCAGCCUUUCAGCGACGAAUUUCGAUAAGAAAAAAAAAGAAACGAGUCACUGCUCGAAACAACUUAGUGCUUAAAACCGCUUUGCCGUGUGUGUUUUUAAAAAUGGACGAUAAAGCCUUUACAAAAGAACUGGAUCAAUGGGUCGAGCAGCUGAACGAUUGCAAGCAGCUGACUGAGAACCAAGUGAGAACGCUGUGUGAGAAGGCUAAAGAAAUCCUGACCAAGGAGUCCAAUGUGCAGGAGGUGCGCUGUCCAGUCACGGUCUGUGGCGAUGUUCACGGCCAGUUCCACGACCUCAUGGAGCUCUUCAGAAUCGGGGGCAAGUCGCCUGACACCAACUACCUUUUCAUGGGCGAUUAUGUAGACAGAGGGUACUACUCAGUGGAAACGGUCACGCUUCUCGUAGCUUUAAAGGUUCGCUACCCAGAGCGCAUCACUAUUUUGAGAGGUAACCACGAAAGCAGACAAAUCACACAGGUCUACGGCUUUUACGAUGAGUGUCUGAGGAAGUAUGGGAACGCCAAUGUGUGGAAGUAUUUCACAGAUCUCUUCGACUACCUUCCCCUGACUGCACUGGUAGAUGGACAGAUAUUCUGCCUGCACGGUGGCCUUUCCCCCUCAAUAGACACACUGGAUCACAUUCGGGCUUUAGAUCGCUUGCAGGAAGUUCCACAUGAGGGGCCCAUGUGUGACUUGCUGUGGUCAGACCCAGAUGACCGUGGGGGCUGGGGCAUCUCUCCCCGGGGCGCAGGCUACACGUUCGGACAGGACAUCUCAGAAACCUUCAACCACGCCAACGGCCUCACUCUCGUCUCCCGCGCUCACCAACUUGUCAUGGAGGGUUACAACUGGUGUCAUGAUCGAAAUGUGGUCACCAUUUUCAGUGCUCCAAACUACUGCUAUCGCUGUGGCAACCAGGCUGCCAUUAUGGAACUGGACGAUACCCUAAAAUAUUCCUUCCUUCAGUUUGACCCCGCACCCCGUCGUGGAGAGCCUCAUGUCACCCGCCGCACCCCCGACUAUUUCCUAUAAACAGCAUCACAUUGGGCGCACCUUUGGCACCUGAAACUAACCCUGUAUCAAAAACACCAAGAGUACAAAAGCAAACAAGCAAAAAAAAAAAAGAAUUUUGUUUUAAAAAAGAAAUCAAUUCUGUGAGAUCUGUUACAACCUGAAAGCACCAACACGGACCAAAACGUGCCAUAGAAAAAAACAUUUAAAACGCGCAUAAGUUGCCCAGUGUUUCAGUGCUGCAACACAAUAUCCCAUUUAGCAUUCUGUUCUCCAGUCAGAGUUGCCUGCUGUAUACUAUUGGUAGUAAUGUUAUUUUGUUCCUGAACUGUAUAAUACAUAAAGUUAAUGUGACAACUUGCUUUAUCAACUUCUCUGGACAAUUGUACACUCUCAGUUGUAGCAAUGCCAGGCAUGUUUAAUAGGGUAUUAUUUUAUAAAGACGAUGCACAAGCUUAGUCCGUCUCCCUUCAGGCUCCCCCCCACCCCGCCAUACCAUUUGUUUUGGGAAUGAAUGCUUCAAUGGAGGGAGUAAAUUCUCCUGUUUGGAGGUGUAUGCUUUCAUGUAUAAGGACCCUCACUCUUCCCUUUUCCCUUCCCCCUUUUAUUGUCUAAACUUACUGUUUUGUGUUUUACUGUACUUUUUUUCUGUAUAUUUGUCAUGAAGUGAUUGCAUCUUAUUUGGUGUAUUUGAACAAAUAAAGUACUUUUGAUCGUAAACUACA
This is a messenger RNA of Lepisosteus oculatus (spotted gar), 2032 nucleotides long. RefSeq names its product protein phosphatase 2, catalytic subunit, beta isozyme (gene ppp2cb). Gene Ontology annotation, molecular function: protein serine/threonine phosphatase activity. NCBI's taxonomy places the organism in Eukaryota, Metazoa, Chordata, Actinopteri, Semionotiformes, Lepisosteidae. Gene Ontology annotation, biological process: mitotic cell cycle. Gene Ontology annotation, cellular component: cytosol. The record is from RefSeq and is a predicted model, not a curated record.